Molecule: messenger RNA, 2910 nt
Organism: Astrephomene gubernaculifera
Lineage: Eukaryota; Viridiplantae; Chlorophyta; Chlorophyceae; Chlamydomonadales; Astrephomenaceae
Source: the annotation of a GenBank genome assembly
CGCAAAUACCGGUACCCCGACAUUAUCGCUAAGAGCUGUUGUCACAGGAGCUUCUAUAGAACUUCGCAUUGGCUUCGGUUUGCCUCUAUCUAAGCUAUAAGCACCUAGGGCUAUCUGAGGACGUUUCAGAGCCUCCAUGUAAGGCUGGUGCAACCUUUGAGAACUAGGUCAGUUCGGAUGUUUGGCCUGCGCUCUGCGGGGUUACUAUUACUUGCCACACUAAGCAGCGCAAGCAUUAAUUUAAUUAUCGAGAACCGCAGGGCCAGUUAACCAUUUCGGUGUAGUGUACAGUAAGGCCCUCCCAGGCCCUGCCUCUAGGGACUCUAGCGCCUGGCCACUUCCAAACAACAGCUGUGGAAAGUAAUUUCUAACACUCAUCGCGUCAGACACAGAAGAAAGUAGCACGUAUACUGAUCGAGUGUGGUAGCGUCGCUGUGCAUGGAAAAGUGCCCGACUUGACCGUCUCAGCCUAAACAUGCUGCCCACAAAAUUACGCUCUGGCACACCUGUCGGCUGUUCGAGGUGUCCAGGGUUUGUGUGUCCUUUUGUGGCUCUGGCUCUCCUUGCACUUGCAAUCAGCAGCGCCAGGUUGACAGCCGCCGCCACGGGUGGCAAGGUCUCCAAGUAUCUCUACGCAUGGGCGGGCGCUGCGGACCCCUCGCUGGCGCGUGACUCCCUUUUCGUCUUCAGCGUGCGACCGAACGAUGAAGACUUUGGUAAACUCCUGCACGUUAUCGAGACGCCGUACAACGGCCUGGAGCCGCACCACUGUCGGCCCUCCGUGGACGGCCGCUGGCUGGCCUGCAGUUGCAUGCUGGCAGUCUUCUCCGGCCUGCCCUCCAUCCUCUUCUUCAGCCUCGCAAACCCCGCAAAGCCCGUGCUGCUGAACAACGUCAGCCUGCCGGUUCACAGCGCUGUCGCUGAUGAGUUCGUGGCCACACCAGAUGGCGGUUUCCUUGUGACAAUGAUGGGCAACACGAGCGGCUGGGCGCCAGGGCGCGUAGCCCGCUAUGACUCGGACCUCAACCUGCUUGGGGAGUAUCCACGCGAUCUUAGGGUCCUCGAAUCGGCGCCUGGGUUUAACCCUCAUGGAAUUGGUGCCGACUUCAAGCGGGAAACCAUGCUGACGGUCGACUACCUUGAGCCCGCUAGCAGCCUGGUCGGCAACACCCUCACCUUCCGCAACACCGCGAGGCUAUGGAACUUGACAGACAUGAGCAUCACUCGCACCUACGUGCUACCCAAGACCCAACACUCCAAGGGCGCUAUGGAUGCGGUGGCUAUCGGAGACACAGGCGGGUAUUAUUUCACGGGCGGCAACGGAUACCUGUACUAUCUGAACGCCACGCGAGGCAAGAAAGCCACGCCCAAGAUUGUGUUUGACGUGAAGACCCGCCAGACAGUGUCCUGCAUCUUGCAGCCCUUCCGUGGAGGCACACGACUGCUGAUGGCCAUCUUCUCCUUGGACCGGGUGUUUCUCCUCGACACAACCAUGCCCCGCAAGCCCAAGGUGCUCGACGUCUACAAGUUCCCCAAGGGAGCUGGCGGCCAUGUGGUCCGCGUCUCCAAGGACGAGAGCCUGGUGGCCGUGGGCACGUACUUUGUGGAUGAAGGCGCCAUUGGGCAGAUUCGCUACCCGGGCGAUUGCACGGUGCGCUUCCUGCGGCUGGACCCGCUGGGCAGCCGCUUCCUGAGGGGACGGUGGCCGUACAGCCGCGGACCCGUGAUCAACUUCACGGAGCUGCUGCCGGGCAAGGGGGGUUUCCGUACACAUGGGGUUGCGUUCCUGUGAACACUACCAUGCAUGUGACACAUACACGCACGGUAGAAGAGCAGGAGAUCACUAAUGCUAUUACAGAAGGAGUCUAGAAGAGGCUGCUUUGAAGGCUGGGCCGUGGUGCGAGCUGCAGGGCGAGUACGGCUGCUGGAAGGUUGGGGGGCAUGUGUCGGAGCAUUGUGUAUCUGCCCAGGGCUGUGUUAGACAUUUGCCUGAAUGGUUAAUUGAUUGUGGGGCCCUUGUGACCCAUGGGUCGUGCCUUAGACCAGUCUAGAUUGCAUUGCCAGAGCACACUGUUUGGACAUUCUUUCUUGCCUGCAUAUGCCUGUAGAGGGCAUAGAAGAGUGCUUAUUGUAUCCAAAGGGGUGUAUGGGCAAAGGCCUGGCCAAAUGUCACGUUGGCUCGCCCUUAUCCUAUAGGUCUUUCAAUUCAUGGGUUCCAGUGUGCAGUGUUAUGUAGUUGGUAGUUGUGCUGUGUUUCAAAGGAUUAACAAUUCGAAGAAGUAUAGUGAUCGACUCGUACAAAAGUGUACAUAUAGAAGUUCCCCAGAUUCCUGUAUGACGUACGGCAACGAUCCCAUUUCCGUGCGAAACGUGCAGUUUCCUGUGCCGCGCGGGUCUUGCGUUCUCUCCCGUUGUUUCCGACUCGUCGAAAUAUGUGAGAAGAUCAGUGCACGUUUUCGGCUGUUUGGUUAUCCUAUUGACUCUUGUCGUUUUUUUGUCGUACGUGUUUUAUUCAUUUUGCAUAUAUACUGUAGGUAGGGAGAUAAGACGUAGUACAGCUGAGUAAAGCGGCCAAUCCGUUCAGUCACCAGGCACGUGUCAAUGAUGUGGUCAUACCGUAUGUUUCGUAGUGGCAGUAGUUGCAAUGUAGGAUCAUUGUGACUUCCGGGACCGUAGGGCUACAAGUGCGCCAAGCAAGUAAGGGUGUGCGGAUCAGUUUAGUCAGCCCAACCGUGACGAGAAAUCCCGUUCGUUUCAACAUUUUUUGUCCUCCCUGCAUGUCAUGCCAGCAUCUCAGCUUCACCACUCCUACCCUCACUUGCAUCUCUGCAAUACCUCUACAACUUAUAAUCUUGUAAUUGACACCUUGAUUAACAUCCUACAUUGGUGGCUCCCCAUUGACCUCCUACA